GCGCGUGCGCAGUGCAUGCAGUGCUCGGCGCGAGUCGCGCGCGCAGCUUCCCAGAAAGCGUUUUCCUGGUCACGGCGAGCGCAGAUUGCGCUGACGAAUCCCUACGUCACGUCGAUGACGCGGUGACGCGGUGUCGCGAAUCUUAGUAUAAAAACGUGCGUGUUGGCGCGCCGCGUCCCCUAGUGUUCGGUGGUACCGAGUGAGGAUAACCUGGCGCCCCGCAAUGAAUACAUGGACUCCGACGUGGACGAGUCGGGGGAAGACACCGUGCCCGCCGAUCCAGAGAAGUGGGAGCGUCCUGAUGUGUUGCGGUGCGUGCGCUGGGUGGCGCGCACGUUCGGCGUCUGCGCACCGCGCAAGCAUCUCCUGCCCGACACUGGCCGGGCGCUGCUGGCUCUCACCGAGGAUAACUGGGUGCAGGUAUGCGACGGCAGCGAGCAGUCGGCACGCAUCUACUAUGCGUACUUACGGCACGCGCACGCCGGCGCCACGGGCCAGCCGCCGCCGGAGCCGCUGCCGGAGCACCAGGCUACCACCAGCGCCGCACCUGUCGACUACACCAUAUUCCAGGGAAUCUACUUCAGUACCAUAUUCUAG
Molecule: messenger RNA, 597 nt
Organism: Spodoptera exigua (beet armyworm)
Lineage: Eukaryota; Metazoa; Arthropoda; Insecta; Lepidoptera; Noctuidae
Source: the annotation of a GenBank genome assembly